Molecule: messenger RNA, 2055 nt
Organism: Penicillium nucicola
Lineage: Eukaryota; Fungi; Ascomycota; Eurotiomycetes; Eurotiales; Aspergillaceae
Gene: helA
Product: putative DEAD box RNA helicase HelA
Exons: 2
Coding region: 1-2055 (684 amino acids)
Cellular component (GO): mitochondrion
Molecular function (GO): nucleic acid binding; ATP binding
Source: RefSeq, a predicted model, not a curated record
AUGUUUGGAACGAUUCGCCGAUUUGGCGGUUCCAAUGCGCUCCGCGCAUCCCUACCUCGCUCUCUCUCAACAAGAUGGGCUUCCCAACUGCCAAAGAUCCAAGCUCCGUUGGCUUCUUCUGCUUUGACGAGAUCGCUGCACUCUUCCUUCCCCAGAUUCUCAGCUGUUGCUCAAGAAUCUGUUGAGACCGAGUCGCCGAAGCCUUUCCAAGAGUUCUCGGAACUCGGUGAACAAGGCUUGGUUAACACAGCGAUCAUCAAGAACAUCACCGAUGCUUCCCGGAUGAACCUCAAGACCAUGACUGAGGUGCAAUCCAUGACUCUUCAAGAGAUCGUUAAGGGCACUGAUGUCCUUGCCCAAGCUAAGACAGGAACUGGAAAGACUCUUGCUUUCCUUCUUCCCACCCUUCAAAAUAUCCUCAAUGAUCCUGGCGUCGACGUUUCCAAGGUUGGACGUUACUCCAGAACCGCUCCUUCCGAGAUUCGUGCCCUUGUCAUUUCGCCUACCCGUGAAUUGGCCGAACAGAUUGCUGUUGAGGCUAAGAAGGUCGCCUUCGGCACUGGCCUCAUUGUGCAGACUGCUGUUGGAGGUACCCAGAAGCGCCACGGCCUGAUGAAAAUUCAGAGAGAGGGCUGCCAUCUCCUCAUCGGUACCCCAGGACGCCUCAAGGAUAUUCUAUCCGAUCCUUGGACUGGUGUCGCUGCUCCUAAGCUCAACACUUUAAUCCUUGACGAGGCAGACCGUCUGCUUGACCAAGGAUUUGCUCCUGAUAUCAAGGAUAUCCAGGGAUUCCUCCCCGAUCCCUCCAAGGUUGACCGCCAGACACUCAUGUUCUCUGCUACUGUUCCCCGUGAAGUGAUGUCUCUGGUGCGCCAGACUUUGAAGCCCGGUUUCGAGUUCAUCCAGACUGUUCGUGAAGAUGAGGUUCCUACCCACCACAGAGUGCCCCAAAAGGUCGUCCGGUUACGCGGUCUUGAGAACGGCAUGCCCGCUCUCCUCGAAAUUGCCAAGAAUUACGAAGCCCGUCGUAGCAGCGGGGAGGACCUCCGUCCUUUCAAGGCCAUCGCCUAUUAUAACUCGACUGCGGAGACCAAGGCUGCCGCUGACGCUUUCAACAACCUUCGUCGUUCCCAGAACUUCGGUCAAUCCCCUAUGGGUGAACUGAAGAUGCUCGAGAUCAACUCGCGUCUGACCCAGGCCGAGCGUACUCGCAGUGCCGAAAGCUUCCGCAGAUCCCCCACUGGUAUCCUGUUUUCCUCGGACGUGACUGCCCGUGGUAUGGAUUUCCCCGACGUUACCCACGUCGUUCAGAUCGGCGUCCCCCGUGACACCGAGACCUACAUUCACCGUCUCGGUCGUACUGCCCGUGCCGGCAAGGAGGGUGAGGGCUGGCUCCUCAUCCACGAUGGCGAAGAGGGCGUCUACCGCUCCCGUCUCGGCCGUAUCCCCAUGCAGCAGGGUGCUCUUCCUGCAGCCAAGGCCGACAUGUCCCAGGUGACUCCCGAGUUAGAUUCCAAUGAUACUGUCAGCCAGAUGAAGGCCGCCAUGGUCGGCGUCGGUAUGACCCACAAGAUUAAGUCUUUCAUGGGCCAGCUUGGCACACUCAACGGCAACUUCUCUAGCAAGAGAUAUGCUAUUGAGGCUUUGAACCAGCAGUUCAUUGACGGAUUUGGCAUGGAAUCUGCCCCUGAGAUCAACCCCCGAGUUGCCCAGCAGAUGGGUCUCAGCAGAAUCCCUGGUGUCAACAUUGGCCACGGCUCGCGUCAAGGAGCCAUUGGAAAUAUGGAUGACAUGUUUUCUCGCGGUGGUGCCUCGAAUGGCGAACGCGAAUUCUCCCGUGGUGGAAGCCGCGGUGGAUUCUCACGCGGGGGUGACCGUUCAUUCUCCCGCAAUGACCGUGGUUUCUCCCGUGGUGACCGUGGUGACCGUGGUGACCGUGGUGGCUUCUCUCGUGAUGGAGGCCGUGGCGACCGUCGCGGAGGCUACGGUGACCGCCGCGGUGACCGCGGCUCAUCACGCCCCCCUCGUCGUAACUUGGACGAAUUCAACUUCUAA